Molecule: messenger RNA, 1698 nt
Organism: Siniperca chuatsi (mandarin fish)
Lineage: Eukaryota; Metazoa; Chordata; Actinopteri; Centrarchiformes; Sinipercidae
Gene: prr18
Product: proline rich 18
Exons: 1
Coding region: 211-978 (255 amino acids)
Source: RefSeq, a predicted model, not a curated record
CUCGAUCAUAAAGCAGCCAGGCUGUGUGUGUGUGUAUGUGUGUACCAGUUGAACUCCGGUUAGUGUGGACAACAGGUGUACUACAGCCUCUCUCCACCUCGCUGUUGGAUAAUGCCCGCAGAGCGCCGCUCGUCGCUUUGCGCAGGGCUUCCUCAUCUGCACUUUGGACAUUUGCACGUUUUUAUAUCCUGAUCACUUCCAGCCACAAAAAUGCCUUUUCCGCCCAUCAGCCUCCACCAGCGGAUCUCCUCUCCUGGCAGGGAACUAUUCGGGAAAAAGAAAGCCAACGGAGUGCCUCCUCAGUCUGAGCUCACCAGCAAAUCCGGCAGAGAGAAAGGGGGGUCCGAUAAGGAGAAGCAGUCCACUUCUUGGGCAUCGGCGAAUUUAAGGAAUUUGGGGCGAAAAGCCCAGCAAGAGAAGAGUAAAAGCUCAGCUCAGAAGGCGGGUGCCGGUCAGGAGACCCAGGGAAAGGGCUCCUGGCUGACGGUGACCAAACCUCAGGACUCAUCCGAAGGAGUCAGGCGCUCCAGCUCCAUGGACUCCACCAGACACCUCCACGGCAAAGAGGAAGGGAAGAAGGAGAUUCAGUUUACCCUCAGUCUCACCCCUGAAGCCAUUCUUGUCAUCCAAAAACGAAAUCUAGAAAAGCAGAUGAUGGCAAAGCAACAGAAGUGUUGCGCCUCCGCGGACUUUCGGCACAGGCGAGUUUUUCCAUCCAAAAAGGCGCACGGAGUGUCCAAGGGCUGCGCUCCUGUCGCCAAAGUGGAAAGCGCAGAGCAGGACAUCACCGCCAUCGUUAAAAUAUCUCUUUUGAAUGAUCAAUACAAGUACGAUGAUGUGGAGUAUGAAGAAGAGGAUGGAGACGUGGAUGAGACUGUUGUGAGGAAAUGUAAAGAGUGGCUCAAAGGGGUCGAAAACGCCGCUGCUUUGGGAAAAGUCGACAAACUUUCUGCACUCCCGCACCUUAAAGGCUGCUGACACCUGACUUUUGAUCUUUCACUUUUAGACAGCAGCCUGACGAGAGGAUGGACUCGUGAAAAGUGUGCACCGAUGUAGGCUUGCUGCAAUGGCAUCGUAUUCUUAAUUAAUUUGAGUCUUGUAAAUUAAACGUUUGUAAAUGAGGGGAGAACAUCCACUUGUGUCCCGAAGAAUGUCAGUUUGUUUGGGAAUUAUUUACUAAAACACUAAAAAAAAAGACACUUAUUCAAGAUAAUAAAAAUAGAUGAGUAAAUUGCAUUGGGAAUUUCACUCGCCUCAACAAAAAUAAGAUUUUAAAGCUUAAUUGCAGCCUGUGGUUCAUCCAACAGUGUUUCUUAUGGUUCACAGGGACGUGGCUUUGUGAGUUUAAUGCCUAUCCAAUGUUUUGUUGAGGUUUGAACUGAAUACCUUAAUAUUCUCGUCCUUUGCACGUGGUUUUUGUUUUCAGUGGGGCGCCUGUGGACUGGCAGAGGGGUUUGCGUAAAGGGACGCGAAACCAUUCCUUUGUGUUGGAGAACAAAACGCUGUCAACGGAUUUAUAUGCUCCUGCUGCUGAAACCAAACUGGACCGUUUAUGUUUCCUCUAAUAAGAGGGUUAUAUCCUUUGUAGGGAUUUAUCAGUGAUGUACAGUAUUUAAUAUUUACUAAAUAUUUGUACUGUCAAACGUUUUCUCAGCUGAUGAUUUUAUGCUAUUUGAAGUAAAAUGUUUUUUUAAAUGA